Salvia miltiorrhiza (redroot sage) is the source of this 3225-nucleotide messenger RNA. RefSeq lists its product as uncharacterized. Lineage: Eukaryota; Viridiplantae; Streptophyta; Magnoliopsida; Lamiales; Lamiaceae. The record is from RefSeq and is a predicted model, not a curated record. Gene Ontology annotation, molecular function: nucleic acid binding; RNA-DNA hybrid ribonuclease activity. The transcript is spliced from 3 exons. Bases 1 to 3225 code for a protein of 1074 amino acids.
AUGAAGCAGCUCCUACCUCUGGUAACAGAUAGAUUCAUCUUUGGAGGAGAUUUUAACGAGACUCUGUACCACUAUGAAAAAAGAGGUGGUAAUCCAAAACCAGACUCUCGGUUGGCGGCUUUCCGGGAAGUGGUUGAUUUUUGUUCUGUUAUGGAUCUUGGCUUCAUGGGGGAGCCUUUCACUUGGUCCAAUAAUCAAUUGGGAUCUGAUAAUAUCUUGGAACGGCUUGACAUGAUUUUUGGAUCUUACUCUUGGAUCGAUGUUUUCCCGGGUUAUGAAGUGACUCAUCUUUUAAGAAAGUCCAGUGACCAUUGCCCCAUUUUGCUAGCACUUACAAAGUCGGAGGAAGACGAACGCUGUAAGCUUCUUUGUGAGGAUUUAUGGGCCAGAGGUGCGACUAUCUCUUCUACUAGCGACUUUCAGGAAAAAAUUGAGCUCCGGGACGAGCUGGAAGAUUUACAGAAAGCCCAUAAUGAGCCUGAUACUAAGGAGCAGCAGCGAGCCAUUGAGAAGAAUCUUGAUGAGUUAUUAGCUAAAGAAGAACUUAUGUGGAAACAAAGGUCUAGGGCCGACUGGUUGGCUGAGGGAGACCGUAAUACGGGAUUCUUCCACAAGGUCGCGGAAGGAAGGAAGAAGCAAAAUCAUAUUCGUGAGAUUCAAACGGCUGAUGGAACUAUUAUUAGAAGGAGCACAAACAUGGAUGAGAUUUUUCGGUCCUAUUUCAGUGAGCUCUUCACGGCUGGGCCUUCUCAUGAUCCCGGGGAGACGCUUAGCUCUAUUGACCACAUAGUCACUGAUGAAAUGAACAGGCAGAUGGUGGCCCCAUACACGAGCGAGGAGGUUAACCAGGCUCUCUCACAGAUGCAUCCCCUAAAGGCUCCCGGGCCCGAUGCGUUUGUUCCGGGUAGGCAAAUCACUGAUAAUGCUUUGCUAGCUUUUGAAAUUUUCCAUACGAUGAAGCUUAUCAAGGCAAAAGUUUGGGGGGGUUUUUCUUUCAAGUUGGAUAUGGCUAAGGCGUAUGAUAGAGUCGAAUGGAAUUUCUUAGAAUCUAUGCUGUGUCAGUUGGGUUUUAUUACUCCUGUGGUUAACUUGAUCAUGCGUUGUGUUACGUCGGUUUCUUUUCGUGUUCUAGUUAAUGGUUAUCCAGGUCAGUCCUUUGAGCCCAGCAGAGGUUUGAGACAGGGUGAUCCGCUGAGCCCCUUCCUGUUCUUAUUUUCUGGGGAGGCGUUAUCUGGACUUCUGAGGCGUGCGGAGACACGUUCGUUGCUCCAUGGUGCGCGUCUUUGUCGCACUGCCCCCCGGGUGUCUCAUCUUCUCUUUGCCGAUGAUUGCAUUAUUUUUGAAAGGGCAAACCAGAAUGAGAUUGAAGUGGUGAAGGGUAUCCUAAAGCAAUAUGAGGCGGAUUCUGGACAAAAAGUCAGUCUUGAGAAAUCGGCUAUUUCUUUUAGUACGGGCGUUCCUGGGGAUGUGAGACAAGCUCUUUCUUCUCAGCUUUGGGUGAGUUGUGUGUUUAAUCAGGGGAAGUACCUUGGUAUUCCAAGCACGGUGGGUCGCUCUAAAGUGGAGAUUUUUCAGUUACUUGUGGAUAGAACGAGGAAGAAAUCUAAAGAUUGGAAGAGACGUUAUCUUUCGGGUGCAGGUAAAAUGGUGCUGAUUAAAGAUGUUCUCCAGUCCAUUCCCACUUAUCUCAUGAGCUGUUUUGCUAUUCCGAACCAAAUCUGUCAACGCUUGAAUAGUAUUGCAGCUGCGUUCUUUUGGGGUCAAAAAAAUGAAGAACGCCGUAUCCAUUGGAAAAAGUGGAAGAAUUUGUGCCUUCCUAAAAGUGUGGGUGGUCUUGGAUUCAGAGAUUUAAGUCUGUUUAACGAAGCAAUGUUGGCCAAACAAGCUUGGCGCAUUCUACAAAAUCCUCAUUCUUUGUUGUCUCGGUCUCUCAAAGCUCGCUAUUUUCCGCGAUCGGAUAUUCUCCUUACUAGAAAUGCCCACAACCCAUCUUUUACAUGGAAAAGCAUUCUAGUGGGACGUGAUCUUCUCGUGGAAGGUAUUGCUUGGAAAGUGGGAAGAGGUGACAAAAUUCGUAUUGGUAGAGAUGCAUGGCUUCCGGAUUGCAAAGGGAAUUUUAAGGUGACUGAGGUUCAAGAGCAAUGGAAAGAUUCAAAGCUUAAUUCUUUCUUCUCCAUGGAUGAUUAUACGUGGGAUAGUGACAGACUUCAGGGCAUUUUACCAGCUAAUGAACUCGGCAAACUGCACUCUCAUCUGAAACCGAUGGAUUCUAGAUCGGAUACUCCCUUCUGGCCGUCUGGAAAGUUUGGCUCUUUUACGGUGAAAUCUGGGUACUUACUUGCUUGCUCUUUACGUCAACGCAAUGAGGCUUCUCCCUCUCGGUUGGUGAAUCCACUGUGGAAUUGGAUUUGGGGUCUUGAGGUAGUCCCAAAGGUUAAGCUGUUUUUGUGGAAAUGUCUCUCGGGAGCUCUCCCAACUUCUCAAGCUCUGGUGGUACGUUCUAUUGAUAUUGACCCGUUUUGUCGCAGAUGUGGAGCCUCUGAGGAAACUGCAGAGCAUGCUCUUAGAGAUUGCCCGUGGGUCUCUUUUUUUUGGGAAAGUUCGGUUCUUAGAAUCCAGCCAAUCCCGCCGGAUGGUUUGAUCUCUUUGGAGGAAUGGUUUGAAAGAAUCCGUCAGAAUCCUCAUAAAGAAGUUCACCAAUCUUUUGCUUCUCUGCUGUGGUCUUUGUGGUACGCUCGAAAUUUGCUGGUUUUUCAGGGAAAGGUUUUAUCUCACGAGGAUUGUGUUGGGGUGGCGCAGCGAGCUAUCUGGACUAGGAGGGUGUGUUUGGGGUCGGCUGCUGCUAAACCUGUGACUUUGACGUGCAACCAAGAUGUGCAGCUCAAGAUCUCUUGCGAUGCUGCUUUGGAUGGAGUUGCAGGGAUGGGGUUUGGGGUUGUUAUAUCUAAUGGAGACGGCGAGAUUGAGGGUUGUAGUUACGGCCAUAGACAAGGAGUUUUUUCUGCUUUGGAAGGGGAAGCAAUAGCUGUGUUGGAAGGCCUAUUAUUGUGCAAGGAGCGUGGUAUUUCGAGUGCUAUUAUUGAGACGGACUGUCAACCUUUGUUCUGGCGUCUGUCUAGAAGAGAUACGGAUUUAUCAUAUGUUGGAGACACCCUUUCUGAGAUAUUUAAGGUGGCUGCGUUGAUGAGUGAUUUAUGCUUAAUUGUUCUAAUUUUAGGGGUUUGA